Molecule: messenger RNA, 1353 nt
Organism: Emiliania huxleyi CCMP1516
Lineage: Eukaryota; Haptophyta; Isochrysidales; Noelaerhabdaceae
Exons: 2
Coding region: 28-1269 (413 amino acids)
Biological process (GO): glycolipid biosynthetic process
Cellular component (GO): plasma membrane
Source: RefSeq, a predicted model, not a curated record
UCGCGCGCGCCUGGCAACCAGUCGGCGAUGCUCGAUGUCGCUGCUCGAACAUCGCUGCAGCCAAAGUACGACAUCGUGCUGUACGGCGCCACCGGCUUCACCGGUCAGCUCGUCGCGGCCUACCUCCACUCCGUGCAAGACCUGCAGGGGCAGAAGUGGGCCAUCGCCGGCCGCUCGCCCGCCAAGCUGGCCGCGCUGGCCACCAAGCUCGGCGCGGGCGUCAGCUCCAUCGCCGCCGAGCUCACGGACGCCGCCGCCACCGCCGACCUGGUGUCCAGCACUCGCGCCGUCAUCAACUGCGCCGGUCCCUUCUCGCAGCACCACGCGGAGGAGUUACUGGGUGAGUGCGCGAGGAGAGGUGUUCACUACUCCGACUUGGCCGGCGAGGGCUUUUGGCAGGCGGAAAUGGCGGCCAAGUUCCACCAGGUCGCCGAGCGCAGCGGCGCCAAGAUUGUGCUCGGCGGCGGCGUCGACUCCAUCCCGAGCGACCUCGGCUGCAUGCUCGCCAUCGACGCGCUCCCAGGGGAGGGGGGUCCGAUCCAGGCGCGCGCGGUGUACACCGAGUACACGGGGAGCUUCUCCGGGGGCACGCUCAACAGCGGCCGCGCGAUGAGCCGCGCGCGCAACGAGGGCCGCGUCACGGCCGCGAUGGAGGCGGACCCCUACCUGCUCGCCCCGGGCACGACCGGCGCGGACAGCGCCGUCGGCACCGCCGACGGCAUGCCGGCGGGCUUUGGCUGGGGCCUCUCGCGGCGGCAGCCCUUCUUCAUGGGGCCGAUCAACGCGCGCGUCGUGCGUCGCUCGCUGGCGCUGCGCGGCCUCGCGCAGCAGGUCUCCUACUCCGAGUGCUCGUCGGUCGGGCUCUGGCUGCGCCUCGGCUGGGUGUACGCGUCGCGCGGCCUCGGCUACUUCCGCGGCGAGCCGAUCAACCUCUCGCCGCGCUCGGGCGAGGGCCCUCCCUCUUGGCUCCUCGAGGAGGGCGCAUUCGCGGUGGAGGUGACGGCGACGGCGGCGAGCGGCGCGCAGGCGGUUGCGACCGUCGUGGGCAAGGGCGACCCGGGCUACGGCGCGACGGCUAAGAUGUUGGCCGAGGUGGGGCUCUGCCUGAGUCUGGACGCGCACCCCUCUGCGGCGGGAGGCGUGCUCACGCCCUGGACCGGCUUGGGGGAGGCCCUGGCGGCGCGCCUGCGCCGGGCGGAGGGCGGCGCCUUUAUGACGCUCGACGUCGCGCGGACACCGCGGGCGGGCGAUGGGGCGGCGGUGCGAUGAGCCGCAUGAGUGCGAUGAGCCGCGUCGAGAGAGAGAGAGUUUUGUGUUGUUCGCGUCGAUAGACGAUAGAGCCGUAGCAAUUGG